ACAAAAGAAAAAAAAAUCGAAGAAAAUUCUGUGAAUCAAUUGAGAAUUUUGCGUUGAAAAUUUGUGUGUAUUUUGCGUGUUGCCAGCCGGGCAAAAGUGAAACGCGAGCCAAAAGACGCGUUCCGUGACGCCAUCAAUGCAUCAAAGUCGCCGCUUUCAAUGCUAAAGAUGCGAUUUCUUAGUCACAAUAGUCGGUCGUCGUCUCUGAUAAAAUCAAUAACCACAAUCAGUAUUAUCGCUUUAUUUCUAGUCGCACUACUUUCAAUCUGCCAGCAUGUCGAGGCGUCCUCAGAGAAACUAGGCGAUCCCUACAAGAUACUGGGCGUCGAUCGACGUGCCUCGCUGCAAGACAUCCGCCGCGCUUACAAACAACUCGCCAAGGAAUGGCAUCCCGAUAAAACGGAUAAUCCGGAUGCGGAACGGAAAUUUGUGGAGAUCAAGCAGGCGUACGAGCUGCUGUCGGACUCGGAGCGUCGAAAAGCCUACGACUUGCACGGAAUCACGAAUGAGGAUGCUCGACUGAAUCGGGACCAGCAUGACUACAGUCAGUAUGGGAGAUUUGCAUUUGAUCCGUUUGACGAUUUUUUCGGGUCGCAUCGCUUCACGUUUCACGAUCAGGACAUUUCGUUGUUCCACAAGUUGCUAAUCACGGCCAAAUAUUACGAAACUCAGGUGGUGCCCAAGAGCCAUACGACGCCGCAUAUUCUCUUCUUUUACGCCGAUUGGUGCUUUUCGUGCAUGAAGGCGGCGGGCACGUUCAAAAAGUUGCUGGAUUCGCUUGAGCCGCUCGGCGUGACAUUUGCCACCAUCAAUGCCGGGCUGGAGAAUCAACUGGUACGACGCAUUGGCGUGCAUUCACUGCCUUGUAUCUCGCUGGUGCUGGAUGGACACAAUUAUUUGUACAAGGAGCCGGCACUUAGCAUACCGAAAAUUGUUGAUUUCGUUCGCCUCAAACUGCCAUACAAGCUCUUGGGCAACGUGAAAGACGACAAUGUCGAUGCAUUUUUAAGCGGAUGGACAGACAAUCGUGUACGUGCCCUCGUCAUGGAGCCCCGUAGUCAACCGCGUCUCCGUUAUCUCAUUGCUGCAUAUCAUUUCCGGCAUCUCGUGGCAUUUGGCUUCGUGCAACUCAACUCGCCCGACACCAAGGAGAUCCAGCAUCGCUACAAAGUCAAUCCGAGUCUCGAUUCCGUGCACGUCUUCAACGAGGACAGCUCGAAGCCCGUCGCCAGCGUUCAAAUGUCCGACAUUCCCUCCGAAACGCUCAACGUUGUCAUCAAGGUGAAUCGGUAUCUGGCACUGCCGCGUCUCUCGUCGCAAGAAAUGCUCGACGGCAUCUGCCCCGCCGAGUGGAAUCGCCCACGAAAACGGUUGUGCGUCAUUUUGGUCACGGAAAAUACGGAAAUGCAUGACAGGGCGCGCGAUACUUUGCGUCGCAUCGCUCUGCAAUCGUCCUACAGCACGGAACGCGUUCGCUUUGCGUACAUUUAUCAGAACAAACAAUCGGAUUUCAUUAAUUCGUUGAGUGCACAUGGCAGACCGGAUGACACGCUGUUGCGAAUUGUGGUGAUUUGGCGUCGCGACAUGAAACACGUCAAGUACGAGUGGAUCCAUGAGACAGAUUUGCAUGUCAGUGACCAUCAAGCGUUGGAUAAUGAGACGUACGAAGGUGUCGUGAACAAGACUAAGCUCAAAAUCGAUACCGUUAUUCAAACUUUGCUGCGACCGAAUGAAGCUUUGAGUUACGAGGCAGAAGUGAAGGACUUGCUAGACGAGCACGCGCAAGGCUUAAUUUUCCGCAUUGUCACCAAACUCUACACUUCUCUGGAAUAUUUCAUUGACAAUCUCGGCAGUGAGCAUAUUUGGCCGGCGCUUUCGGUGUUGGCGACUAUUUUGUUCAUCCUCGCUGUUGGCUAUUUGAUGUCGUAUCUCGUGCGCAUGGAAGAAGACACCGUCAAACGGAACGAAACCAAGGACCAAUUAAAUAAUAAUGCACCGCGAGACAAUUAUGUUCAAGAAUUGAAGCUUCAUGAGCUGAGAGCUGAAAAAUAUAACGGAUUAGUUCGUCUUUUGAAGCCAGGUUGUCGUACAAUCGUCCUCAUCACCGACUUGCAGUCACGACCAAAAUUGAUUCCCGCAUACCAUCGUGCGGUUUGGCCCUACAGAAAAAACAAAACACUGAUGUUCUCGCAUAUGUUAAUCGAGAAAGGUCUCGCUUGGUAUUCGGAGUUGUUGCGAUUGUCUCUAUCGGAGUUGCGUGAUUUGAACAUUAAUCCACGUAAUUGCAUCGGAACCGUCAUUGCUCUCAAUGGACAUCGUAAAUAUUUUUGCAUGUAUCAUGCAAAGCAUCCAGAAUCUAGUCGUGGCGCGAAGCGAAUGAUCAAAAUGACGCGUCACCUGAGUGCAUCGCCAACGGAUCCCGAGGCAGGUGCCUUCCUGGGCAUGGAUUCCGAUGACUCGGACAUCUCCACAGACGUUUCAGAGCCGAAAAUUCUGCUCGAAGAAAACCUACUCGAUGGCUUGAGUAACUGGCUCGACCGCUUAUUCGAGGGCACCACACAUCGUUACUACAUCAACUAUUGGCCCGACUUUACCACAAAAUAAGUGUCAUGAAUUAUGUUUAUCAACACAAGGGAUUGUUCAGACUAUUUUUUUUUGUUUCUCAUAAAAAAAACAACGUGUUUGUUACCUCAGUUCGUUUUUAAGUGAAUUUAUUUAUAUUUGUGAUUAGUUUCAUGUUUAAUUUUAAUGAAUUAGGAUUUUAAGACGAAAAAACCCACAAAGUCCGCCAAAGAUUAUAUUUUAACCGAUUUCUUAAAAUUUUCGUAAGAUAUUAAUUUUUAUCAUUUUUUGACACCGAAAACCCUCCUCUCUGAUAUAAAAAAAUAAUUUAAAACAAAAAAAAACUUAAAAAUAAUAUUUAUCGAAAAAAAUCAAUUUCUUUGAUUAAAUCGCACUUUUUUCAUAUAAAGAAAAUCAACCUAGCAAAAUAUAUUAAAAAUAGGCCAAAAAUAAUCAAAGAAUGCAAAAAUUAGACAAAUUUAGAAUAAUUUUUAAGAUCAACUCGGAAAAAUAAGACAAAAUCAUUCGAGUUGAAGCACUUUUCACAUCUUUACAUACUCAAACUCAUGCAAGUCCUUUUUGAAUAAAACAAAAAAAAAACAUUAAAUAAAAUCAUAGCCUUACAUGAUAAAAAAAAUAAUAAAAAUAAAAUAAAAAUAGGAAAUUUUUAUC
Molecule: messenger RNA, 3234 nt
Organism: Culicoides brevitarsis
Lineage: Eukaryota; Metazoa; Arthropoda; Insecta; Diptera; Ceratopogonidae
Gene: l(3)80Fg
Product: dnaJ homolog subfamily C member 16
Exons: 7
Coding region: 160-2604 (814 amino acids)
Source: RefSeq, a predicted model, not a curated record